Pseudoliparis swirei is the source of this 1436-nucleotide messenger RNA. Its product is annotated as myelin basic protein-like. Bases 115 to 462 code for a protein of 115 amino acids. Gene Ontology annotation, molecular function: structural constituent of myelin sheath. The record is from RefSeq and is a predicted model, not a curated record. The transcript has 4 exons. Lineage: Eukaryota; Metazoa; Chordata; Actinopteri; Perciformes; Liparidae.
UCUCUCUCUCGUCCCUCCUUCUUUUUUUUUCUUCCGAUCUCUCAUUUAAGAGAGAGUCCAGAGCCUCACAUUCACAUUUUUUACCGAACGACAAAAGCCGACUCCUCCGACCGCAUGGCAUCCUCAAGCAGCUCCGCACAGGCCGCCUUCGGGCUGGGCCGCAGGAAGAAGAGCCCGGGCCUCAUGGAUCAGAUUGGAAAUUUCUUUGGAGGGGAGAAGAAGAGGAAGAGCAAGGGGUCUUUCAGAGGAGCUCUCUCCCCAGCCCCCCAGAAGGCCUCCGCGGCCGCCCCGCGUAAGCGUGGAGCGGAGACGGAGAACGCCGUGGUCCACUUCUUCCGCACCAUCGGCGACCAGAAGUCACAGUCUGCUAAAGCCAAGAAGGCCAGCGCAGGGGACGGCAAAGGCUCCCUCACGAGGAUCUUCAAAAUGGGGAGCAGGAGCUCUUCUCCGGGCAAACGCUGAAGACCCUCGCUGCCUCGACCCCUUCCAACAGCACGAGGGGGCAGAUGUUCAAGAUCACGUGACUUCAGUGUGGCGUGGAGAGGGGGGGAAGAAGAAGAAGAAGAAAAGGAAGAACCCCCCCCCCCCCCCCCACACACACACACACACACACCCACCCACCCUUCCCCUCCUCCUAUAACACUCUAACUUAUGCUAAAUCCAUCAUCCUCCCCUAUUACCCCACCACCCUCCUCCCCUAAUGGCUGGUAGAUAGCUACACAAUCUGUUGCCCCCCCCCCCCUCCUCCACCCACCCAUGCAUGCGCUCUGCAGUCGUCCUCAUCCGUCGUGAACUCUCUUUUCGCUGAGAUGUGUCCCGAAGCCGCUCGCGUGUGCAGCCCAAAUGUAUUUGUUCUUCUGUCUCGUCACAUUGUCUCUGUCUCGGCCGCGGUGUGUGUCCCCCCCCCCCCCCCCGCCCCGCGUCGUGUCUUCGCCGUCCCGUCGUGAACGUGCUCUCUGUGUUCGUCGUUAGGCCUCCGGCCCGCUGUGAGUUUUUUAUGUGGUACAAAUGUCUCAUUUUCUGCAAUGAAAACAAAACAACAACAAACCCAACGGAGUCAUUUCUAAUGUCUCAUUUCUGUCUUCUUUCCGCUUCAUGAGAUAAUGGUGUCAGCGCUAAUGAUGCUUUAGUGUAGUCUGGGUCUCUCUCUCUCUCUCACACGUGACACAUGUAAUGUAAAUUAAGUUCACACCAAAAAAAAAACCUGGCUCAACCACAAGUGCCUUUUCUGCAAGUUUACUGAGCAAUAAAGCAGGCGUGUGUCUGUCGCGGUCACCUCUCCCAGCUGUGUGACACGUGUGUGUGUGCGUGUGUUUUUCCUCUGAAUGGAUCCUGUGGAUGAAUGUAAAGAUCCUCUUCAUUACUGUAUGUGUAAGAAAUCAUGACCAGCCACUUAACUGAGAAUAAAACAAAUAAAACAUAUAAAACCAACUCUA